AGUAGUGUUUGAGACAUGAAACUGUUUGUAGCUUGUUUGGCUUUGGCCAUUGCUGCCGCCACGGCAGCACCCACCGACUCUGUAGUGCAUCCCAAGGAUCUGCCCAAACCCAACAAGAUCGAGGGUCGUAUUACCAACGGAAAUCCAGCAUAUGAGGGCCAAGCACCGUACACUGUUGGCUUGAGCAUUAACAUUCCAGGUGGUACCACCUGGUGCGGUGGCUCCAUCAUUGGACACACCUGGGUCCUGACUGCCGAGCACUGCACCAGCAAUGCUGAGGCCGUUGGCGUUCACUUCGGUGCCACAUGGCGCACCAACUCCAUAUUCACUCACUGGGUUGGCCGCAACGAUAUCAUCAAUCACCAUGCCGCCGAUAUUGCUUUGAUCCGUAUUCCUCAUGUGGACUUCUGGGAUUUGGUCAACAAAGUGGAGCUGCCCAGCUAUAACGAGCGCUACAACGAUUUCAAUGGAUGGUGGUCCUUUGCCUGCGGCUGGGGACGUACUUAUGAUAACAGCGGCUUGCCCGACUGGAUGCAGUGCGUCGAUCUGCAGGUGAUGCCCAACCACGAGUGCCAGCAGACUUAUGGCUCUAGCGUUGUGGGGGACAACAUUGUUUGCGUGCGUACUCCUGAAGGCAAAUCGACAUGCAGUGGAGAUUCUGGCGGUCCAUUGGUUAUUCACGAAGGCAAGAAACUUAUUGGUGUCACCAACUGGGUUUCUUCUGCCGGUUGCCAAUCUGGGCAUCCAUCUGGCUUCCAGCGUGUCACCUACCACUUGGACUGGAUUCGCGACAUUACGGGCAUUGCCUACUACUAAGCGAUCAGCUCUGAAUUUAAUUGAAAAUAUAAAGAAUUAUGAAAAAGCUA
Drosophila virilis is the source of this 866-nucleotide messenger RNA. RefSeq names its product serine protease 1. The record is from RefSeq and is a predicted model, not a curated record. NCBI's taxonomy places the organism in Eukaryota, Metazoa, Arthropoda, Insecta, Diptera, Drosophilidae. Gene Ontology annotation, molecular function: serine-type endopeptidase activity. Gene Ontology annotation, biological process: proteolysis.